GGCAAUAGUUGGGGGAAAAAGUUGGCCCUAUAAUUAUAGAAAUUAAAUUCAAAACAUAUCACUUCUACUUAUUGUUCGUGAUAUAGGGAAGAGUCUUUAAUUAAACGUUAAUGUGUAUACACUACCUAUCACGUAAGGUUGCAAAAAUCUGUAUGUUGCUGUGUGGUUUCAGUAAGCAGGAAUUCACUCCCCUCUUGUGGGUACUGGGUGGGUUGGGAGCUGCGGGCACAGGCAAGGAGUCGUGCCAGCAAAGUAGAUCCUGAUAGGGAAAUCCAGGUUGGUUAACCCAGAGGAUCUUAGAAGUCAAAGUUUUGGCUUAGGGGAAAGACUUCACAUGGGCAGGCAGUUUUACGGUGGUCAAGGUUUCCAGGUUUGUCUCUACUGUUUUCUGUCUUUGGUGCAAAAGAUUUUAUGUCCAUGUCCAUGAAGGAUAAAGGUUGUUGCAGUUUGUGUUGUAUGACUUGGUCUUUACCCUGGAACACAGGCCUGGAUGGGGGAGGAUCUAUUCGGUAUCACUGAACAACCCAGGCAGGGUUCAGCUGGCUUGGUAAGAAUGAAAAAUAAGGCACCGUGGGUGCCUGGAUCGAGCUUUGGUGCAAGAGUGCCCCUGUUCUGUAUCCACUCUUGUGUGGCUUGUAUCUGUAGGUAUGGGGAAGGGCUUGGGUUUCUCUGGACUUCUCAUAUCCCCUGAUGUGCGUUAAUGUGUUUGGGAGGGUGGAGAGUGGGAGAGAACAGUGGGAAGCAGAAAUAAAGAAGAAAAAAGAAAGGUUCUCCUACCUUAAAUAAUUUUUGGAGUUCCGAGAUACACAAGGUCUCAAGGCCUCUUUUUCCUCUCUCAGCUCUGGCUUCUCUGAACUCAGCUUCCCUAAUAGAGGAAACCUGAGGAAGACAGGUGGUUUGAAAACCAUGGCCCAGGUGCCAUUGACAUUCAGUGAUGUUGCCAUAGACUUUUCUCAGGAGGAGUGGGAAUGCCUAAAUUCUGAUCAGAGGGAUUUGUACAGAGAUGUGAUGUUGGAGAAUUAUACUAACUUGGUCUCACUGGACUUUGAUUUUACAACUGAGACCAACAAGUUAUCUUCAGAAAAAAGCAGUUAUGAAGUAAAUUCAUACCAUCGGGAGACAAUGAAAAGAAGUAAAACCUUCAACCUAAUGAGGUUUAUUUUCAGAAAUGACCCACAGUGCAGAAUUGAAUUUGGGAGAGAACAGGGACCCAACAUGGGAUGUUUUAGUCAAAUGACAUUUAUAAAACAUAGAUCUCUUCCUCUACAUCAGAGAAUUCACUCUAGAGAGAAAUCCUAUGAAUGUAAGGAAUGUAGGAGGGGCUUUAGAAAAAAAUCACACUUUACUGAACAUUUGAGAGACCACAAUGGUGUGAGACCAUAUGAAUGUAAAGAAUGUGGAAAGGCCUUUAUAGUUCUCCAGCAUUUUAUUAGCCAUAAAAAAAUGCACACUGAUUUGAAACCCUAUGGAUGUAAUGGAUGUGAGAAGGCCUUUAGGUUUUAUUCACAGCUUAUUCAACAUCAGAUAAUUCAUACUGGUGUAAAACCUUAUGAAUGUAAGCAAUGUGGGAAGUCUUUUAGACGUUAUUCUCACGUUACUGAACAUCAGAAAAUUCAUAUUGGUUUGAAACCCUAUGAAUGUAAUGAAUGUGGGGAAACUUUUAGAUUGUACCGACAUAUGUGCCUACAUCAGAAAAUGCAUCAUGGUGUGAAACCCUAUAUAUGCAAGGAAUGUGGGAAGGCUUUUGGUCAUCGCUCAAGUCUUUAUCAACAUAAGAAAAUUCAUUCUGGUGAGAAACCAUAUAAAUGUAAACAAUGUGGAAAGGCCUUUGUUCGCAGCUAUCUACUUAUUGAACAUCAGAGAAGUCAUACUGGCGAGAAGCCUCAUGAAUGUAAGGACUGUGGAAAGGCCUUUAGUAGGGGCUCAAGCCUUCUUAAACAUAAGAGAAUUCAUAGUAGUGAGAAGCUCUAUGAUUGUAAGGAAUGCGGGAAGGCCUUCUGUAGAGGCUCUCAACUUACACAACAUCAAAGAAUUCAUACUGGUGAGAAGCCACAUGAAUGCAAAGAAUGUGGGAAGACAUUUAAGCUUCAUUCAUACCUUAUUCAACAUCAGAUAAUUCAUACUAAUUUGAAACCACAUGAAUGUAAACAAUGUGGGAAAGCCUUCAGUCGUGUUGGAGACCUCAAAACACAUCAGUCAAUUCAUGCAGGGGAGAAACCAUAUGAAUGUAAGGAAUGUGGAAAAACCUUUAGACUUAAUUCUCAACUGAUUUAUCAUCAGACAGUUCAUACUGGUUUGAAACCAUAUGUAUGUAAAGAAUGUAAAAAGGCCUUUCGUUCUAUCUCAGGUCUUUCUCAACAUAAGAGAAUUCAUACUGGUGAAAAACCCUAUGAGUGUAAAGAAUGUGGUAAGGCCUUUAAUCGUAGUGAUCGUCUGACUCAGCAUCAGAGAAUUCAUACUGGUGUGAAACCACACAAAUGUAAGGACUGUGGAAAGGCCUUUACUCAAUGCUAUCAACUUACCCAACAUCAAAGAUUUCAUAGUGGUGAGAAACUCUUGAUGUAGUGAGAGUCAGAAAGCCUUUUAGCCAUGGCACAUCCUUUACCAUUAUCACUAUUCCACCACCUAAUGAUGUUAUGGUAAAGAUUAAGUUAUUUAACAUAAAAAUAUAAAUGCUUAGAAAGGCAUCUGGCACAUAGUGUUUGUUUACUAAGUAUUGUGGUUUUUAAAUGAUAAUCACUAGUAUUACUGUAUAUAAAUUCAUGUGGAAGGAGGACUCUAUAAGCAUAUUUUUUUCAGAUAAUUCAUUCUGGACAAAAUCCCAUAGACUAUAUUAAACAAGACCCUUUUUAUUCAAAGCUCAACCCCUUGAAGGUUAAUAAGAAGAAACCCUGUGCCUUUAUUGAAUAUUGAGAGUUUAGCUGUUGAAAAAUUAGAAAGUAGUUUGCAGAAACUUUUCUUACAAUAAAUUCUGUAAUACAGAUAACAUACAAUCCACGUUCCCUACAAUUGAAAUAAAUUAAAAACUAAUAAUUUGGUAGCCAAAGACAUACGUUGACUUGGAAAAGUUUUCCUCAAGUUUUUGAAAGUUUCCAAACUUACAUAAAAGGUACAGCAGUGUUACAAUGAUGUUUUUUGCCCUCCACCUAAAUUCAAUAUCUAAUAUUUCUCUCUCUAUGUAUGAACAUGUAUAUAUACAGAUGCACCAAUACCAUAUAUCAUUCUUAUUGCAUAUUGAAUGUAUUUUACAUAUAUCAUUUUGCUGUGUUUUUCAGUGAAUGUUUUAGAUAUCACUUCACCUCUAAAAAGUCAACAUACAAUUCUUAGAAUUAAGGAUAAUCUUCUAGAUGACCAUUAACCCACUGUUACCUAAAAAGACAUUAACAAUAACCCUAUAUUGUUUUACAAUAUUCAGCCCAUUUACAAAUUUCUCUGAUUGUUUAAUGAACAUCUUCUAAAAGUGCUGGAUUUUUAAAAAGUCAAAAACCAAACUAAGCUCAUAUAUGUUAUAUGACUGGCUUAUUGAGUCUGAUAAGAAUUGGUCAAGAAUUUACUCUCCACCUCCUUACCUUUUUUGAAGACUCAGAAGAAGUAACCUACAUAAUAUUGUUAAUUCCAUAUUUGUCCUUUUUCUCAAGGUGGGCUUAACUUUUCCUCUUUCCUUUGUAUUUAUUUUGAACUGAAGGUUAUGUCUAGAGGCUUGAUUAGGUUUCAGAUUACAUAUUUUUUACAAGACAACUUCAUAGGUAAUAGUGUACUUAAUAUUAUACAAUAUCAGUUGGCAUACCAGUGAAACUAUGUUUGGUCUCUUGGUUCAUGUAUUGAUCACCAUUUCUCUCCGUUGUACUGGUACAUUUUUUCUUUGCAAUUAGUAAUCCACGGAAAGUCACAUUGGCAUUCCACUUGAAAUUUAAAUUGGUUAUUAUUUUAAAGAAAUUAAGACCCCCCCCAAAACUCCUCAUAUUUUAUAUUUAUCCAUAUAUUUACUUUUCCCCAUGCUCUUCAUUAUUUCCAGUUACCAAUUCCCAAUGGUCUGAAUUUCCAUGUGGUAUCAUUUUCCUUCACCUUAAAGAACUUUAGCAUUUCUUAGAGUGCACAUCUGCCGGUGAUGAAUUUUCAGUUUCUUUUACUGAAUGCCUUUGUUCUUGAAGGGAGUAUUUUUCUUAAAAUAGACUUAUGGGUUUUAUUGUGUAUUUUGAAAAAGAUAUUGUAACGCUGACUUCUGGCCUCCAUAGAUUAUGAUGAGAAGUCAUUUGAAUUAUUUUCCUUCUGUGUCAUUUCUCUUUGCAUGUUUUCAAGAUUUUGUCAUUAUCUCUGUUUUUCAUCUGUUUGACUAUGCUGGUCUAGGUAUGGUUUUAUGUUAAUCCUGUUUGGAGUUCUCUGAGCCUCUGAAAUCUGUAUGCCUUUCCCCAAAUUCCAGAAACUUUUAUCCAUAUUCAGAUUUUUUUUUCUGCCCUGGCCUCUCCUUCUGGGAUUCCAAGUACUCAUGUUAAAUCUUUUGAUAUUAUUCCACAGGUCACUUGUUCUGUUUUCUUCAACUGUUUUUCUGUUUUUCAGAUUGGAUAAUUUCUAUUACUCUAUCUUCAAAUUCACUGAUUCUUUUUCCCAUCAUUUCAAUUAUGCUGUUAAGCUUAUCUAUCGAGUCUUAAAUUUGAGAUGUUGCACUUUUUAGUCCUAUAGUCCUCAUUUAGUGCUUUUUUUGCACUUUUUAGUCCUAUAGUCCUCAUUUAGUGCUUUUUUUAUAGCUUCUAUUUCCUUACUAAGAUUUCCUGUUUCUUAAUUGCAUAUUUUGACAAUGCUUUUGAUUCUGAAGAAAAUCUUUCAUAUAUCGAUUCAUGAUAGGAAAAUUAGUAAAAUUAGUAUUAACUUAUGAAAAGUGUCACUUUCAGGAAAUAUUCCUACCCUUUUAGCUAAGUCAUAAAAACAGUUUUUCCUUUCCUUGGAAUUUCAGAUUUUGUUUGUUCAAAUGCAGUGUGAUACUUGUGAGAAAGCAAAUCACACUGUCAUUUUGGGGGUCUUGAUUAUGAAAUAUUUGCCAAGUAUUUUUAAAUUUUUUUAAAUAUUUAUUUUUGAGAGAGAGAAAGAGCACAAGUGGGGAAGGGGCAGAGAGAGAGAGAGACUGAGAGAGCACAGAGCCCGACGAGGGGCUCAAAGUCACAAACCACAAGAUCAUGACCUGAGCCAAAGUCAGACACUUAACCGACUAAGCCACCCAGGCACCCCACCAAGUUUGUUUUUUUUUUUUAACGUUUCUAUUUAUUUUUGAGACAGAAAGAGACAGAGCAUGAACGGGGGAGGGGCAGAGAGAGAGGGAGACACAGAAUCGGAAGCAGGCUCCAGGCUCUGAGCCAUCAGCCCAGAGCCCGACGCGGGGCUCGAACUCGCGGACCGCGAGAUCCUGACCUGAGCUGAAGUCGGAUGCUUAACCGACUGAGCCACCCAGGCGCCCCAAGGUGUUUUUUUUUUUUUUUUUUUUUUUUUUA
Messenger RNA from Panthera uncia (snow leopard), 5483 nucleotides. It is a transcript of the gene ZNF404, whose product is annotated as zinc finger protein 404. The transcript is spliced from 3 exons. The record is from RefSeq and is a predicted model, not a curated record. Bases 907 to 2565 code for a protein of 552 amino acids. Gene Ontology annotation, biological process: regulation of transcription by RNA polymerase II. Lineage: Eukaryota; Metazoa; Chordata; Mammalia; Carnivora; Felidae. Gene Ontology annotation, molecular function: DNA-binding transcription factor activity, RNA polymerase II-specific; RNA polymerase II cis-regulatory region sequence-specific DNA binding.